Molecule: messenger RNA, 575 nt
Organism: Rhinichthys klamathensis goyatoka
Lineage: Eukaryota; Metazoa; Chordata; Actinopteri; Cypriniformes; Leuciscidae
Product: histone H2B-like
Exons: 1
Coding region: 201-575 (124 amino acids)
Cellular component (GO): nucleosome
Molecular function (GO): DNA binding; structural constituent of chromatin; protein heterodimerization activity
Source: RefSeq, a predicted model, not a curated record
UUUAAAGCUUGUGAUUGGUUGUCCUACAAGUCAAGGAACAUUUAAUGUGGCCAAUGAGGUCAUUCUAUAGGUUGGUCCAGGAAAACUAGCAAUCAGAGAAGGCUGUACCUCCCAUUGGAAAUUAGCAUAGAGCAGUGGAUAAAACCCCGCCUGUAGAGACACAGCUUUAUUGAGCUUUGAGUUUCACUGACUGAAGCAUCAUGCCUGAACCAGCGAAGUCUGCACCCAAGAAGGGCUCGAAGAAGGCCGUCACUAAAACCGCCGGCAAGGGCGGAAAGAAGCGCAGAAAGUCCAGGAAGGAGAGCUACGCGAUCUACGUGUACAAAGUCCUGAAGCAGGUUCAUCCCGACACCGGGAUCUCCUCCAAGGCGAUGGGAAUCAUGAACUCUUUCGUCAACGACAUCUUCGAGCGCAUCGCCGGUGAAGCGUCUCGUCUCGCUCACUACAACAAGCGCUCCACCAUCACAUCGAGAGAGAUCCAGACCGCCGUGCGUCUGCUGCUGCCCGGAGAGCUGGCCAAACACGCCGUGUCUGAGGGCACAAAGGCUGUGACCAAAUACACCAGCUCAAAGUAG